Molecule: messenger RNA, 552 nt
Organism: Penicillium cosmopolitanum
Lineage: Eukaryota; Fungi; Ascomycota; Eurotiomycetes; Eurotiales; Aspergillaceae
Product: putative pyroglutamyl peptidase type I
Exons: 2
Coding region: 1-552 (183 amino acids)
Biological process (GO): proteolysis
Source: RefSeq, a predicted model, not a curated record
AUGGGAGACUUUGGCCCUGCAGUACAGCCACUACAACCUACACCAGCAGGAACCCCUCAACCAGGCCCCUCCUCCAGCGAGAUUUCCGUCCUGGUAACUGGCUUCGGCCCCUUCAAGUCUAACCUUGUGAACGCUUCCUACCUGAUCGCCUCAUCGCUUCCUUCCUCCUUCACCUUUCCUUCGAAGGACGGCUCCUUGAACCGUCGCAUCUCCCUCCAUGUCCACCCCACCCCGAUCCUGGUAGCAUACGCCACCGUACGGGAAAGCCUACCAGCAAUCCUGAAAGCGUACGCUGCUGCGCACGGCGGCCAGCGUCCAGACCUCAUUAUCCAUAUUGGCAUCGCCGCGCCACGCCUAUACUACUCAGUAGAGUCGCUGGCUCAUCGCGAUGACUACAACAUCACCGAUAUCAACGGGCGCACGGGCUACGAAGACGGGGAGAAGCGGUGGAGAGAGAUGGGGCUUCCGUCUAUCCUAAAGCCUGGCCUUUCGGAUGCUGCUUCUGCCUCCACUUCGCUCGCUGCCCAUACCCACCCAACGAUCGGUUCUUAA